AUGGCGGCCAGCCUUAUGUUUUGCCAGCUAGGCAGACGGAGAAAUGACAGAGUCUUUCGUGAGCGUUUUUCACUGCACACUAUGGACGAUGAGGAAAUUCGGAAACGAUACCGUUUCCGUAAAGAAAAUAUUGGACGGCUUGUCACAUUACUGGAACCUUCACUAAGGCAUUCCACAAAUAGAUCGCACUCUUUGUCAACAGAAUUACAGAUUCUGAUUGCCUUGAGAUUUUAUGCCAGUGGAAGUUUUCUUCAAGUUCUUGGUGACACAACUGGGGUCGACAAGUCAACAGUCUCUCGAAUCGUUCUGAAAGUGUCGCAGUCACUGGUAUCUCUUGCGCCCAGAUUUAUUAAAUGGCCAGCAGACGAGGAGCUAACCAGCAUCAAGAGUGAAUUUUUUAAAUUAGCAGGCUUUCCAGGUGUUAUAGGCUGUAUCGACGGCACUCAUGUGAGGAUCCAAGGACCGUCAGAGAAUGAACCAGCAUUUGUGAAUAGGAAAGGCUACCACUCAAUCAAUGUUCAAGCUAUCUGUGAUAAUGCUGGUAAAUUUACCAACAUCGUGGCAAGAUGGCCAGGUAGCACACAUGAUAGCCACAUAUUUAACAUGAGUGGAAUAAAGCAAGAUAUUGAGCGGAACUUCCGCUCUAUCAAUGAUGGCAUCAUAUUGGGCGAUAGUGGGUAUGCCUGUAAACCAUACCUUAUGACACCAUACCUCCGACCCUCCUCUCAGGCCGAGGAGCGCUUUAAUACAGCGCAUUCUAAAACACGCGUGGCCAUUGAGAGGACAUUUGGCUGGUGGAAACGACGGUUCCACGUCCUUCAUUCUGAAAUCAGAAUGAAGCCAGAGAGAGUGUGCACAAUUAUUGGUGCUUGUGCAGUUUUGCAUAACCUGGCUAUAAUGUACAACGAGCCACCGAUGGAUGAAGAUAUAACUGUUAAUGGAAAUAUACAGGGAAAUUACAAUGGACCCGAGGAUGGAAAGAACAUCAGGAAUUACAUCACACAACAUUAUUUCUAGA
Saccostrea echinata is the source of this 1018-nucleotide messenger RNA. RefSeq names its product putative nuclease HARBI1. Lineage: Eukaryota; Metazoa; Mollusca; Bivalvia; Ostreida; Ostreidae. The coding region runs from base 1 to 1017 and encodes 338 amino acids. The record is from RefSeq and is a predicted model, not a curated record. The transcript is spliced from 4 exons.